Molecule: messenger RNA, 3276 nt
Organism: Acanthopagrus latus (yellowfin seabream)
Lineage: Eukaryota; Metazoa; Chordata; Actinopteri; Spariformes; Sparidae
Gene: sox19b
Product: SRY-box transcription factor 19b
Exons: 2
Coding region: 466-1386 (306 amino acids)
Biological process (GO): anatomical structure morphogenesis; regulation of DNA-templated transcription; cell differentiation
Molecular function (GO): RNA polymerase II cis-regulatory region sequence-specific DNA binding; DNA-binding transcription factor activity, RNA polymerase II-specific
Source: RefSeq, a predicted model, not a curated record
ACGCGCACCGGACUCUUCGCUCUCCCCCCAUUGGUCCGCAAGCCGACCGACUUGCACGAGCGAAGAGGAACUUUAGGCUCUUAACAGGCAGAUGAGUUCAGUGUGUGAGCUGCAAGUCUGAUAACAAGUGUUUUGUUUGUUUUGUUUCCGCCGAGAACUAUUUUCACAGCUGCUGAGUUUUUAAAUGGACUAGGUCUGUCUACAGUGCGUACUACUACCACGGUAAUGACUGCGAGAGAUAUAAUUUAGGAAAACAGAUUUUUAAAAAAACAAAACAAACAAAAAAAAAACUGGUCGUCCUUUGCGCCCUGUUCUGUCUCCGGUGUGUGUCCUGAGUAAUCAGCCGUUAAUUUGGAUCACCCGGCGCUCCCAGUCGUCAGGUGGACGGCGACGAACGGCUUCCAGUGUGCUUCCAGCGUGUCAACCGAUUCUUGUCGGCAAAACUCUCCCAUACUUCUGUCCAACAUGUACAGCAUGAUGGAGCACGAGCUGAAGCCGACGGGCCAGCCCACUCCCCACCAGACCUCUCAGGGGAUGUCGCCGGUCACCGGCAACAUGACCGGGAGCAUGGGCAGCAACGGGAACUCUCACCCGAGCUCAAAGACGGCGUGUCCACCCGGAGGCGACCCCAUGGAUAAAGUCAAGCGGCCCAUGAACGCGUUCAUGGUCUGGUCCCGGGGCCAGAGGCGCAAGAUGGCCCAGGAGAACCCCAAAAUGCACAACUCUGAGAUCAGCAAGCGGCUGGGCGCCGAGUGGAAGCUCCUGACCGACGCCGAGAAGCGACCUUUCAUCGACGAGGCCAAGCGGCUCCGGGCAGUCCACAUGAAGGAGUACCCCGACUACAAGUACAAGCCGCGCCGCAAGACCAAGCCCCUGCUCAAGAAGGACACUCAGGUGGGCAAGUACCCGCUGUCCGCAGGGAACCUGCUGGCGGCGGCGCAGGGGCAAGGUGGCAGUCCGAGGAUGGAAAGCUACGGCUGGGGCCCCACCGGGGGGUACGCCGGCAUGCAGGGCGAGGCGCUCGGCUACACGCAGCAGCUACACCGGUAUGAUCUGUCGGCCCUCCAGUACCCACCUGCAAUGACGGCGGCGCAGACGUACAUGAACGGAGCCAACUCGUACAGCCCCAUGUCAUACGGCAGCAGUUCCCAACAGCCAAGCCCUGUCACCAUGUCCAUGGUAAAGGCAGAAACAGUGUCCCACUCGCCUCCAACUGGGACGCCCAACCACCACCGGGGGCCUAUGCAGAGUGACCUCAGGGACAUGAUAAGCAUGUACAUUCCUGGACCAGGAGGGGAUGCCAGUGACCCCACGAAUGCACAGAGGGGUUACACCAGUGUCCAGCAGCACUACCUCAGCGGAACUGUCCCACUUACACACAUCUAGAACUGAAGUAGGAAUCGUGAAAGCAUAGGGUGGAGGACCAUACAUGCUUGUGAUAGACAGCUGGCUGGACUGGAGAUGGAGUCAGCUGUGGGGAACUUUAGGGUGGCAAAGAGACCCAAGAUGUAAAGAAAAAAACUGUUUUAAAACCUGCAUUCAGUAACCUAAAAGUUCCAGAUGUACCUGCAAUUACAGACACACAAGUGAUUUACUAAAUUUUAUAGAAUGGAAUGCUGUUUUUCUACCUCUUUGGGGUCACAUCAGUUAAGAUGAAUGCCAAACACACCCACCACCAAACAUACAGAGCUUAAGACUCCUCCCUGCCCACCACCCUCCAGCAGACUUUUCUCCAUGAAGAAUGAACAAACAUGGGCCAAUGUCUGUUCUUUUGUGUACUUAGUAGAAAAUGUUACUUUUGUCUUUUUAUAACUUUUCUUUUUAAUUAACCAUAAUAAGUCAAAAGACUCCUCGAUACCACUCUGGCACUAAUGACAGUUUCACUUUAUCCAGUCAGUGCAGGUGAACUGGUCUAGUUAGUGGGUUUAAUCUUCCAGUCUUUGACCAUGAAGCCAGUCCAUGGCGGCAACAACCACAGCAGAGACAAAUGACUAGCAACCUGGUUGAUUGCAAAACUCUCAGCUGAUGACAAACCACUGAGCAGAAGUCGCCUAGUUUUUGGAACAGCUGGGUACCAGUGGAGAGAACGGCAAGGAAAUGCACGACUUGAAUGACGGAGCUGUUUUUAAAAUGAGCUCUGCACGCCGUGACUUUGGUUUAGUACUCUAGUAUGUUUUUUAUAUUUUUAACUGAUGAAAUAUGGUGGAUGACAUGGAAAACACCUGUUGGACAAUCAGCAUUGCAUCCACAGGGAAUUAACAGAAUACAGUGGCUUCUAUGAUCUAUGGUCGCUUAGCAUAUAGAACCGGACUGGUUUUACAUUCGGUAGGUCGAGUGUCCUCAGUCCAACUAGAUCACUGGAGUUUGAAGUCUGAGAUUCAUCUAUGAGUUUUUAUUUGCUAUAAUUAGUUUUUAGUUUAGACCUUUUGAUGUAAAUGCUUGAAUGCAUUGCUUUGGCAGCAUCCGAGUCGCUUUGUGAAUUCAUUGUCACUUUGCUCUAGACAAGAGUUAUAUUGUUUUUAGCCUUUUAUCUUAAGUAAAUGGAAUUUAAUAUGAAAUUCUUCAUUUCAGUUGUUUUUAUUCAAAACAGCAGAUACUAAAUACUUUGAAGUCUUGACUUCCAACUUAACUUGACAGACAAAGCAGGCGUUUUUUUAAAUGAUCUGUCAAUUUUGUUAUGAUGUAUUUUUUUAAACCACCAGUAAAGAGAAUGUUUCAAAGUACAUUUUAGAGUAAAUCCCCCUCCUUUUCUUUUCCGGUAACUUUAAUUGUGGGUAAUUAUAUGAUUCUAAAACAAUGAAACUGCAUUUUUAAUCCUGUUCUCUCUAAUUUACAGUACUUUCAUUCUCUAUCCAGCCUGCUGGUAAUAGUGCUGCUAGGGACCUAAAGGGAACUGAAGUUCUUCAACCUACAAAACUGUGAAUAUUGACUGUGGUAGUUUAUUCAGACGAUUCUUAACUUUUAAGCAUUUCAUUACUAACUAAACAUGCACUGGAAACAGGUGCCGUUCUACUGAAGUAAUGCAUGAAUGCUGACAUUGCUUCCCAAGUAUUUGAAAACUUCACUUUAAUACUGACUUGUAUCUCUAUUUUUUAGAAUGAAUUAUCUUGUAUGUAAAUGAUGCCAUAUACUAGGGUUACUGUAUGCAGUAUUCAUGUAAAUAAUGUAUAAAUAUGUGGGCUCUUACAGUAAGAGCCUUGACUCCAUUUUGAGUAAGACAUGUUUGUUAUGUCAUUCAUGACAAUAUUAAUAAAAAGUACAAAUCUUUUCAUACAA